AUGGGGGUAACUGACCCCGCUGCUUGGCCCAAGGCACCCGCCGACAAAAACCGGGCCACAACAUCCGGGCGUACAGGCUCUCCCCAAGCACAGAAGAGGGAGAAGGAGCCCACGGGACCGCCCUCACCAGGGGAUGGUGCCGGCCAAUCGUAUUCCUCUUAUCCUGAGGAACCUCAGACUGUGCGGGACGCACAUCAGAGAUCUCGCACGAGGGAAAAGCCGUACUCCUGUCUUAAGUGUGGGAAAUGUUUUUCAACAAAGUCCCAUCUUUCCACCCAUCAGAGAUCUCACACGGGGGAGAAGCCGUAUUCCUGUCCUGAGUGUGGGAGAUGUUUUUCAGACAAUUCCAGUUUUAACAGACAUCAGAGAUCUCACACGGGGGAGAAGCCGUAUUCCUGUCCUGAGUGUGGGAAAUGUUUUUCAUUGAAGUCCUAUCUUUCCACACAUCAGAGAUCUCACACGGGGGAGAAGCCGUAUUCCUGUCCUGAGUGUGGGAAAUGUUUUUCAGUGAAGUCCAAUCUUUCCAUACAUCAGAGAUCUCACACGGGGGAGAAGCCGUAUUCCUGUCCUGAGUGUGGGAAAUGUUUUUCAGUGAAGUCCAGUCUUUCCAGACAUCAGAGAUCUCACACGGGGGAGAAGCCGUAUUCCUGUCCUGAGUGCGGGAAAUGUUUUUCAACAAAGUCUGAUCUUAGUAGACAUCAGAGAUAUCACACAGGGGAGAAGCUGCAUUCCUGUCCUGAGUGCGGGAAGUGUUUUUCGGUGAAGUCCAAUCUUUACACACAUCAGAGAUCUCACACGGGCGAGAAGCCGUUUUCCUGUCCUGAGUGCGGGAAAUGUUUUUCACAGAAGUCCCAUCUUUACAGACAUCAGAGAUCUCACACGGGGGAGAAGCCUUAUUCCUGUACUGAGUGUGGGAAAUGUUUUUCAGAGAAGUUCAGUCUUUCCAUACAUCAGAGAUCUCACACGGGCGAGAAGCCAUAUUCCUGUCCUGAGUGUGGGAAAUGUUUUACACAGAUGUCCGGUCUUUCCAAACAUAAGAGAUCUCACACGGGGGAGAAGCCGUAUUCCUGUCCUGAGUGCGGGAAAUGUUUUUCAGUGAAGUCCCAUCUUUCCAGACAUCAGAGAUCUCACACGGGG
Rana temporaria (common frog) is the source of this 1137-nucleotide messenger RNA. Its product is annotated as gastrula zinc finger protein XlCGF17.1-like. Gene Ontology annotation, biological process: regulation of transcription by RNA polymerase II. The record is from RefSeq and is a predicted model, not a curated record. The transcript is spliced from 4 exons. The annotation marks the transcript as partial. Lineage: Eukaryota; Metazoa; Chordata; Amphibia; Anura; Ranidae. Gene Ontology annotation, molecular function: DNA-binding transcription factor activity, RNA polymerase II-specific; RNA polymerase II cis-regulatory region sequence-specific DNA binding.